GCAGCUUGCUGAAUCAGACUGCCAGGGUUAGAGCCCACCGCCUCAGUGUCUCACUAGGAGGGUAACACCAAUGAUCCAGUAUUCAGGAUGUUAGACAACGAAGAGUUCAUGCUGGAGACUUCCCCGCGGGAGCUCACACAGAACCCGCUCAGGAAGAUCUGGAUGCCGUGUAAAAACGGGCACAUAGCUCAGAGACGGGUAUGUAUGACAAACUGCCCGACCCUCAUUGUGACUGUAGGACUUCCAGCCCGAGGGAAGACUUACAUUUCAAAGAAGCUCACACGCUACUUAAACUGGAUAGGUGUGCCAACCAAAGCAAGUGAAGUUGGGCAGCCCAGACUACAUCCACUGCAACACAGAGGAGGCCAUUGAGGACUUCAUGGAGAGGAUCAAGUGUUACGAGUCCUCCUACCAGCCUCUGGAUGAGGUUCUGGACAGGGAUCUGUCCUACAUAAAGAUCAUGGACGUGGGCCGCCGCUACCUGGUGAACCGCGUCCUCGACCACAUCCAAAGCCGGAUCGUCUACUACCUGAUGAACAUCCACAUCACACCACGCUCCAUCUACCUGUGUCGCCACGGUGAGAGCGACCUCAACAUCAAGGGACGGAUCGGAGGAGACUCUGGCUUGUCUGCCAGAGGAAAAGAGUUUGCCAAAACUCUGGGGAAAUUCAUCCAGGACCAGAACAUCAAAGAUCUAAAAGUGUGGACCAGCCAGAUGAAGAGAACGAUCCAGACAGCCGAGUGCCUGGGAGUGCCGUACGAACAGUGGAAGUCUCUCAACGAAAUAGAUGCUGGCGUGUGUGAGGAAAUGAUGUAUGAGGAGAUCCAAGAGCAUUACCCUCUGGAGUUUGCACUGAGAGACCAAGACAAGUAUCGCUACCGCUACCCUAAGGGAGAGUCUUAUGAAGACCUGGUGCAGCGACUGGAGCCUGUGAUAAUGGAGCUGGAGAGACAGGAGAACAUUCUGGUUGUUUGUCACCAGGCUGUCAUGCGUUGUCUUCUUGCAUAUUUCCUGGACAAGACUGCAGAUGAGUUGCCUUAUCUUAAGUGUCCUUUACACACAGUGUUGAAGUUGACCCCCAUGGCUUAUGGAUGUAAAGUGGAGUCUGUCUAUUUAGGCGUGGACUCUGUGAACACACACAGAGACAGACCAGAGAAUGUGAAUGUGAAGCGCACCACAGACGACGCUCUGCAGACAGUCCCAGCUCACUUCUAAUAUCCUGCACUUCCUGUUCCAGCUGAGACCUCGUCCGACUUUCUGUUUGGACCCCUGAACAGCAUUAUGGGAACAGUGCUGUUCAACUGCCCACCAUGGCAGCUUCUUCACUGAUACGGAGAAUUGGGUAUUUUCCCAGACUCGAACUGUAAAGCACUUUCACUAAAUGUAAUCCAUUUUUAUACAUCUGUUCUGUUGUGAACUAUACUGUACUGCUACUGUAGCUCAACUCCCUGGCAGGGAAACUAAAGGAAAAUGCCAAUAUUUUUUAUAUGUGAGUCUACUGUUAUUGUUUGCAAUGAUAAUAGUCCCUUAACUUUCAGCAUCCUUUUCCAUGAUUACAUUUAAUAUCUACUGUACUGUAUAUUACAGUAUGUACUGUGUAUACUGCCAUAUACUGCCAGUGUUUCUCAAGAUGUUUCUUUUGUAUGAAAAGUAAGUAUCAUAACUCAAAGACCUGUAACUACUUCAGUUAAUCAAAGUCCUUAAUCCCUGACUGUUAAACAGAAACUGUGUUUUUCUUUGCUGUUUGGUGAAUUAUAUUUAAAGAAGGCAGACAUUGAGCUCAGUGUAUCUACUCUGAGUAAACAAAGAUUAAGAUUAAACAUUCCAGGGGGUGAAAAUCAAAUUCUUACACCACAAAAAAUGGAAAUAGCAUUAUAAAUGCAAGUGACACUUUUUCUCUAAGAUGUAGCAAGCUUAUUUUCUUCUUCCAAAAUGAUGAGCCUCUGUAAUCAUGGUAGAACCAGGGGGGGGAUUUGGGACGGACUUUGUGGGCUUUAAUUUUUUUCUUUUUAGACAUACAAUGAGUCUAAAAAAAAGUGUCACUUCAGAAGGCAGUGUUUGUUUGACAAAUGAUCAAAUGAAUGCCUGUUUAUAUGAGUGUAAAGGUACUGUGUAAACUGUACACGCAUGUUCGUUUGAUGUAAGUUUUGUGUGUAAAUCAACAUGUAUUAUACUGUGUGUCUUUUUUGGAGAACUCUGUACAAUAUCUGUAAUAUUAUACAUUUAUAAUUUUGCCUAUUACUGUUCUGAAAAUAUAAUUCCAAAUGCCUUGUUUGUCUCCAGCUGUCAAUCUGAAUAAAGUGUCGAUGUUUGGGGUAAAGACA
This is a messenger RNA of Morone saxatilis (striped sea-bass), 2325 nucleotides long. It is a transcript of the gene pfkfb4b, whose product is annotated as 6-phosphofructo-2-kinase/fructose-2,6-biphosphatase 4b. Gene Ontology annotation, molecular function: fructose-2,6-bisphosphate 2-phosphatase activity; ATP binding; 6-phosphofructo-2-kinase activity. Gene Ontology annotation, cellular component: cytosol. Lineage: Eukaryota; Metazoa; Chordata; Actinopteri; Moronidae. Gene Ontology annotation, biological process: fructose metabolic process; fructose 2,6-bisphosphate metabolic process. The record is from RefSeq and is a predicted model, not a curated record.